Cylicocyclus nassatus is the source of this 2254-nucleotide messenger RNA. The record is from the annotation of a GenBank genome assembly. Lineage: Eukaryota; Metazoa; Nematoda; Chromadorea; Rhabditida; Strongylidae.
AUGAAGCUAGAUAUUCCAAAUUGUGAAAUUCACAUAUUCACCGCGAUCACGGCUAAGAACGACCCUUUGGCACCGCCUAUCAGUACCGAGGACAACUCGGAUAAGAACAAAAUCGAGCAGUCUGGAAGUGUUCCUGAGCUGAAUCACACCGAACAGGACUCUCCUAUGCGCUUGCACGGCUCAUCGGCUAGCAGCGCAUCGGUGGCCAGUCGCCUCUACGGUACGCGUUCACGACGAGACUCACUUGGCUCCGAUCCAGAACUUAUCUCGUUUUCCGAUUCGGAUAUGCAUGAUAUCACUAAUCAGGUGACAAUGAUCUCGAAAAAAUUAUCCGAAAUGGAAGAACAACAAUUGCAUAGCAAUGAUGAACGAGGACGUUUACGAACGGAAAAUGCUGUGCUUACAGAACGAGUUCAUGUUCUAGAAGAACAGAUGUUGGUUGCCGAGCAGAGGUAUCGAGAACAGCUGCAAGAGGAGAAAAAUCGAACACGAGAACUUUUACAACGAAUGGAAAGAGAAAAACAGUUGGAAACAGAAAGUCUUUCUCUGAAAUAUCAGAUGAUUGAAAAAGAUCUACAAACUGCUAAGAAAGAAGCUGACAAAGCGCGAGAAGAAACGCAAAAAAUGCAAGCAACCGUAGAAGAUUUGCGAGGACAACUUACCGAAAGCAAAUUGCUGGUCGAAGACCUGGAAGAAGAACGAAUCAAACUGGAAAGACAGUUCAAACGAUUCAAAGAAGAAGCUCAACAGGACAUCGACAGCAGUUCCGAGAUGGUUGAGGUGCUCAAAGAACAAACAGAAGAACUACGACGAAAUGGACCUCCGCGACAAGGAUCCAUUGUCGAGCAGAUGAGCGACCUGGAAGAAUCUCUGGAGCAGGCUCGUGCCGAUAUUCGCGAUUUGCAACGCGAACGCGAUGACUUGCAAGCUCAACUGCUGGCGGCCAGUGUCGAGCGAGGACGAAGUCUCCUAGCCGACGAACCCUCACUGGCCGAUGAACUCAUGAGCGGAGGCAGUGACACUCAACAGAUUCUCGAAGCCCUUCGCGAACAGGAAGUAUGCAAUCAAAAAUUGCGGGUAUAUAUCAACGGCAUUUUGAUGCGAGUCAUUGAACGACAUCCAGAAAUUCUUGAAAUAGGUGAACAGAAAAACUCGGACUCCAGUUGACGGUGCGCCGGAGCAGCCUCGCAAAAACCCGCCGUUGCUACUCCGAACGGGUCGGCGCCGUCAUCACCGUCGACGACGUCGACAUCAUCGUUGUCGGCGCGUAUCUCCUCCUAUCUACCGUCAUCAUUCCUCCGAUGGGGUUGACGACGCAUAACCGCCGCUAUGAAGAAUGGCAACGAUACCGUAGACAUCGAGGGACAGGGUUGCUCCUAUUAGUAAAAGAGUAAUACUUCAAAUACUGGUCUAGAAGGGGCGACUUGGGCGGGGCAUGUGGAGCGCACAUGCAAUCUGUGCAUAUUGAUCGAUCGCUCGCCCAAGUUCGCGCGCGCCUUCGCUGGCGACUCUGUUCCAUGCGGGUUUUAUUCUACGUUUCAGCAUGUCGAGGCUGUUCCACAUAAUUUUGUUCUCAUCAAUUUUGUGAUAUGUAUAUGUUUGCAAUGUCAAAUAAGGCAUUUUAUAGCAUGUUUUGUUCUUCUAUUUUUUCUUUGCAAUUUCGAAGGGGUUUGGAUUUUUUAGCUUGUCAAAAAUUAGCGCGUUGUGGCCAAUUAAUCCGGUGAGAGAAACGCAUUAUAGGUUCUGCUAAUUCUGUUUUCUCAAACUUUGUCUGUAAACAACAAAAUUUAGGUUGGGGAGUAAACAAAAAUGACAAAAUUUACAAUAUGCUUUAUAUUUUUGCCGCGCCAGAAUUCUUUUUGGGGCAAAAAUGAUUGGCAGCAUUUUCGCGAGCAGCAAAUUUAUAUUUUUCUCAUAAAUAUUUCUACUGUGACUUUGACUCCCUGCACGAAUCUUUCCCAUUUUGUGAUUUGUAUCAUUUUAGCAGUAUUACCUUGUACUACGACGAAUUUCUCCCCAAAUUGACUGUCAAAAAACGCUAGACUAAAGAUAUGAUUCGAAUUUGCCCGAUUUUCAACACACAAAUGUGAUCUGCACAUACGUUGUUCUUGUUUUCUUUCCACUCUGUCUUCUCUCAUCUUGUAAAUUAUCAAAGUCUCUGAAUUUCUCUCUUGUAGUGCAUGAUAAGAGUUUUCUAAUUUCUCCUAAUGUCGCUUCAGCGACUUGUUACAAUUUUUAAUGAAUUGUGUUGCGA